GAUUUAGGUUAAUACAUGUGAUGGGAUGUUCAUUUAAACAUGAAUAUGAUGGCUGCAACAUUAUCCAGGAAGCUUCCCGUCAGCAGACUUAUCGCGCAUGCGCGAUGCAUACAGUCAACAGUCACGUGGCAAGCAGAAACAACUUCCGGUGUAAAACCAUUCCACCACCAGGAGAUUCUAGAGCUAGAGAGACCACCGGAAGUGACGUUGAGAAAACUGACGGACAAAUAUGUUGAGACAACCAGACUUGGUGACCACACAUUUCUACGGGUUGACCCCCGGGCUCUCACCCUGCUCUCCGAGGAAGCGAUGGUUGACAUGGCUCAUCUGUACAGGACAAGUCAUCUUAAACAAUUAGCAAACAUUCUUGAAGACCCGGAAGCUUCGAAAAAUGACCGUUUCAUAGCGACGGAAAUGCUGAAGAACGCAUGCGUGUCGGCUGGUAUGGUACUUCCGGGAUGUCAAGACACAGGGACAGGGAUUUGUAUAGGGAAGAAAGGCCAGUACGUACUGACGGACGGAAGGGACGAAGAGUCUAUAUCCAGGGGAAUUUAUAACACGUACACCGGAAAGAACCUGAGAUACUCCCAGGUAGCUCCACUAGACAUGUACACUGAAGUGAACACACGGACGAACCUGCCCGCCCAAGUGGAGAUCUACGCCACCGGAAGUGACCGUUACGACUUCCUGUUUCUGGCUAAGGGUGGCGGAUCCGCCAAUAAGACUUUUCUUUACCAGAAAACCAAAGCGCUUCUUAACCCGGAAAAAUUGCUGGAGUUUGUUUACGAAAAAAUACAGACACUAGGUACCCAAGCCUGUCCGCCCUAUCAUCUAGCCCUGGUCGUGGGUGGAACAUCAGCUGAGUUCAACCUGAAAACUGUUAAACUUGCGACGUCUAGGUACCUGGAUACCCUUCCAGCUUCUGGAAACGAGCAUGGUCGAGGCUUUCGAGAUCUGGAGUUGGAACAGCAGAUAUGGAAGCUGUCCCAGAAGACCGGUAUCGGCGCCCAGUUUGGCGGAAAAUAUUUCUGCCAUGAUGUCAGAGUAAUACGUCUGCCACGUCACGGUGCCUCGUGUCCUGUUGGCCUUGGUGUGUCGUGUUCCGCCGACAGACAGAUUCUAGGUUCUAUCACGCAUGAGGGUGUGUUUCUGGAACAACUGGAGACCAACCCGGCUCAGUUUCUCCCGGAAGUGGAUUCAACUGCUCUCAGCGAGGACGUGGCACAGAUAAAUGUCAACCGUCCUAUGGCGGAGGUGCUAGCGGAUUUGUCGAAAAUUUCCGUACAAACACGUGUCACUCUCACCGGAACUCUCAUAGUCGCACGUGACAUUGCGCAUGCGCGCCUGAAAGAAAGGUUGGACAGUGGCGAAGGGCUUCCGGACUACUUUAAACAGCAUCCAGUUAUUUAUGCAGGGCCGUCGAAAACCCCAGAAGGUCAUGCUACGGGGUCUAUUGGCCCCACGACGGGUGGGCGAAUGGAUCCGUACGUGGACGAGUUUCAGAAGGGCGGCGGAAGUAUGGUCAUGAUUGCCAAGGGCAACCGGAGUAAACAGGUUGUGAGGGCUUGUAAAGAAAACGGCGGUUUCUAUUUGGCAUCUAUUGGCGGGAUAGCUGGUACCAUAGCAACGGAAUGCUUCAAGUCGAUAGAGCUUCUGGAAUACCCUGACCUUGGAAUGGAGGCAAUAUACCGUGUAGAAGUGGAAAACUUCCCAGCUUUUGUAGUCAUAGACGACAAAGGAAAUGACUUUUUCAAACAAUGGAGGAUAGAUUAGAAAUGGAAACUGGCCUUGUAACUAAACGUUUAUGUGUUAUCACAGUUAUUAAAUAUGAGUAGAAUGUGA
Messenger RNA from Mya arenaria, 1842 nucleotides. RefSeq names its product fumarate hydratase class I, aerobic-like. Gene Ontology annotation, molecular function: fumarate hydratase activity. NCBI's taxonomy places the organism in Eukaryota, Metazoa, Mollusca, Bivalvia, Myida, Myidae. Gene Ontology annotation, biological process: generation of precursor metabolites and energy. The coding region runs from base 40 to 1773 and encodes 577 amino acids. The transcript has 13 exons. The record is from RefSeq and is a predicted model, not a curated record.